This is a messenger RNA of Arabis nemorensis, 759 nucleotides long. The record is from the annotation of a GenBank genome assembly. NCBI's taxonomy places the organism in Eukaryota, Viridiplantae, Streptophyta, Magnoliopsida, Brassicales, Brassicaceae.
AUGGAAUUUAACUAUUUGCCUAAUGGUGACUUUACCCUAACCAUUCCACCUGGUCGAGGGUUUACGAUUAAUGGAGCGUCGGGUCAAGGGUUUACCAUUACCGUUAAUUCUGCCGGACCUAGUGGAGAUGGUGGAGCCGGCGUUGGAGGAGUUCAUCCUCAUACUGGUGGAGAUGGUGGUAAACUAUAUACGAAUCCCUCCUUCCAGAAAACCCUAAAUCCAUCUCCGGUAAUGCCUAACCCUAAGGUUUUCUUUGAUAUGGCCGUGGACGGAAGACCGUUUGGUCGGAUCGUGAUGGAGCUCUUUGCCGACACGACCCCAAAGACGGCAGAGAACUUCCGGGCCCUCUGUACCGGCGAGAAAGGCAUGGGGAGGCUUGGUAAACCACUGCAUUACAAGGGAUCAAUCAUCCACCAUAUAGACCUCAAUUUUAUGUUUUGUGGAGGAGAUUUCACUGCCGGGGACGGAAGCGGAGGCGAAUCGAUCUACGGCAAUAGAUUUUUCGAGGAUGAGAACUUCAUCAGGAAGCACACCGGUCCUGGUAUCGUUUCCAUGGCCAACCGUGGUCCAGAUACCAACGAAUCUCAGUUUAUGAUCUCCAUGAUCAAGAACGAGUAUAUCGACGACAUACACGUUGUGGUCGGCCAAGUUAUUGAAGGAUUGGAUGUAAUCAAGAGCAUUGAGAAGGAGGUCAUAAUUGCUGGUAACUUCAACUUUUCCAAGCUCGUGGUGAUCGCCGACUGCGGUCAGAUUUCGUAG